ACCCUUGAGGAAACGGCAACUGCCCUGCAGGAUCAGCAUUUGUCUCUGUCUUCAGUGGCGUUUUUGGAUCUCGGAGCUGCUGACCGUUUUGGCUCCAUCUCAAAAUGUUGACUUUUAUUCUCUGAGCGACCGGAAACAUGACCUUGUUACAACAAGCUGCUUAAUGGGCGCAUAGUUUGACGUCAAUUGAGUGCUUGGCCCGGCUAGUUGUCAUCCGCGUCACAGGGAAGAAAGGACGUGACAUGAAGCUAAAUUUUCCACAGAAGAGUUAUACAUGCGUCGUAACUUACUGAAAUCGCUUGACGAUUUGUUUUUUUUUUCUAUGUACCGCCUCAGUGGUACUCUGGUUUCGAUAUCUGGAAGAAGCUAUAGCUAGCUAACCGACGUGCUAGCUUGAAACAUAUUGUUUAAAGUCAGCGACUUCAGACUUGAAUCAUGGCGUUAAUCUUGUUUACGAGGUCUCGAGCACCUUUAAUGAAAACGUCCCGGUCGUUAAAGAACGAAUUUCGAAAGGGUAAAGAGAAACUAAAGGACGGACCCUGUUUCAACUGCACAACCCUCAGACUUGCCAGUCAAAAACUUGACGGGCUCAGACUUGGCAGCUUGACCCAGUUGUCUUCGUUCGGUCCUUCCAUCCCCUUGUCAGAUGAAUACUCUGGACCCUGUCAGAGUGUAGACCCACAGCGGAUCUACUGUGCUUUAGUAGCGGGGGCCUCGACCUCGCCAUACCCUGCCAUCACAACAGGGUCCCAGUGGACAAUAGCACGACCGCAAGACAUCCCUGGGGUCAGGUGGAUACACACCUCCAGGAGAAGAUGGGACGACUCAAAGGUGGAGAAGUCUCUGCGAUUGUUAAAAGACAAGAAGAAGAAGCUGGAGGAAGGAGGGCCAGUGUACAGCCCGACGCUGGAUGCAGAACCUGCCAGAAGGACGCUCCGUCAGCGGGUCCUCGAUGAAAUCAAGCACUACUACCACGGCUUCAGGCUGCUGUGGAUUGAUACCACCAUUGCUGGGCGAAUGCUGUGGAGGGUGCUGAAUGGUAAUCCCCUGUCCCGCCGAGAGAGGAGACAGUUUCUCAGAACGUGUGCAGACGUCUUCAGACUGCUUCCCUUCCUGGUGUUCAUCAUUGUCCCGUUCAUGGAGUUUCUUCUUCCUGUAGCUUUGAAACUUUUCCCCAACAUGCUGCCGUCCACCUUCGAGACACAGUCAAAGAAGGAGGAGAGAUUGAAGAAGGAGCUGAGGGUCAAACUAGAAAUGGCGAAGUUCUUGCAGGACACCAUUGAGGAGAUUGCACUGCGGAACAAGGCUGCCAAGGGCACAGUGACAGAGGAGUUCUCCACCUUCUUUCAAAAGAUUCGUGACUCUGGGGAGCGUCCCAGUAAUGAACAGAUCAUAAAGUUCUCCAAACUGUUUGAGGACGAGCUGACUCUGGACAACCUGACCCGACCUCAGCUGGUGGCUCUCUGCCGUCUCCUGGAGCUCCAGUCCAUCGGGACCAACAACUUCCUUCGCUUUCAGCUCAUCAUGAAGCUCAGGGCCAUCCGUGCAGAUGACAAGCUAAUAGCAGAAGAAGGAGUGGAGAGUCUGAAUGUGAACGAGGUCCAGGCAGCCUGUCGUGUCAGAGGGAUGAGGUCUCUCGGAGUCACAGAGGAGCGACUGAGAGAGCAACUGGUCCAGUGGCUGGAGCUGCAUCUGAACCAACAGAUCCCCACAUCUCUGCUUCUUCUGUCUCGAGCCAUGUACCUCCCCGACACUCUGUCUCCUGCUGACCAGCUGAAAACCACUCUUCAAACACUCCCUGAAAUGGUGACCAAAGAGGCCCAGUUAAAAGUGGCUGAGAUAGAGCUUUCCAAAGUGGACAAUAAGACCAAACUGGAGACGAUGCUACAGGAGGAGGCAGCUAUACGGCAGGACACCAAGGACCGGGAGAUGGAGAGGCUGGCUGAUGCUGCAGAGAAAGCUGCCCGGGAGGUUGAGAUGGAGCUUGAAGCAAGUCGGAUGAUGCACAGCGAGGCAAAUCCAAUAUUGUCUAAAGUUAACGGGGCAAAAGAGACGCUGAGAGACACCGCUCCUGUUAUUGAGGGGAUCAAGGGUGAGGAGAUUACCAAAGAAGAGAUUGACAUGUUGAGUGACGCCUGCUCAAAGCUGAAGGAGCAGAAGAAGCUGCUGACUCUGGAGAAAGAGGAGCUGGAGGAGCUGAAGGACGAUGUCCAGGAAUACAACGAGGACCUGGAGGAGAUCAAGAAGGAGUUUUCUAAGACGGGUCAGGAGAAGGCCAUAGAGGAGUCAAAGGCCAGCCAGCGUCUCUCUAAGAGGGUGACCCGCAUGAUCGGCCGCAUCGACAAGAUCAUUCUGGAGCUGGAGAAGGACAAGGUCAUCCUGGACGGACAGGUGGACAGUGGCGCCACUCCACCUGUUGGAUUAUUCUUUACUAAAUAUAGUGAUGCGACAAGUCUGUUCUACACCUUCAGGGAGAACCUGAUCAGCAUCGACGAGCUCAUCGCCGUCAUGCGGCAGAUCCAGAACAUUCCUGAGGACAAGCUGCAGAGGAUUGCCGAGGCCCUCGAUGACAACAAAGACGGAAAGAUCGACAUUGAUGACGUCAUCAAAGUGGUUGAGCUGAUCGACAAGGAGGACAUCGACAUCUCAACCUCGCAGGUAGCUGACAUCAUGGUGAUGCUGCAGAAGGAGGAGACGCUGAUUGAGAAGGAAAAGGCCAAAGAGAAGGCUGAGAAAGAACAGGCAGCUACACGCAACAGCUAACUCCUUUUCAUUUCAAACACGGAGUACUUGUAAAAAAUAAAUUAAUUAAUUAAAGGAAUUUAAUUAAAUAAAGUAAGAAAAAAAAAAGAAAAAAGGUCCACUGAGAAGUUUGUGGGUGGUUUCUGGCCACAGAGAACUCUGCACUAGUUAAGGGAGAAUCACAGGUUUACGGCUUCCUUCUGAAAGUUAGCUCCUUAAGAUUGUUGAAAAAUCAAACCAGGAGGCUUAUUGCCUUUAAAAUCCACAAAGUCAACCUGAAAGAUGAUCACUUUUAUCUUCUAUUAUCUGGAGUAAUAAUGCACAAGAUGUAGAUGCUUGAUUUUGUGUAAUAAUUUAUUUAAACAGGAAACACAAUAACGUGGAGCCACGGUUGCUCUCACAACUUUAGAGUCAGAGAAUAUAUAUAAAUAUAUAUAUAUUAUUAAUUUCAUCAUGUCAUUAUCUUAGACAACUGAGAUGUUAUUUCUGGAUUUUGCACAGUAAACAUAUUGUCAUUAUGGUCAUUCCAGUUUAUUUUCUUCUCUUUGUUCAUCCAUCAACCUCCUGUGUUUUAAAGAAACUUCAUUUUUUCUGGACUGUAUUUGGACUGGUUGCUUGUUGUGAACUAUUGAAUGUUUAAAUGAUAACUGCAACCAAAGACAUUAGACACAAGAAAAAUCAUAGAAAUCUAUUUGGAAUUGGAAAUCGGUGCAGGUUUAAAGCUUUGCUUUUUAAAAUAAUCCUAAAAUAAAUCAGAUUUAGUUUCAUCAUCAUGCUAAUACCACCUCCUUGUAUUGGGUUGGUCCAUUUAAAACUCCUCCAGCCUGUCUGGGAAUGAGCACAGCGGUAAUGUAUCCUUUAGGUCCUGUUGGUAGCAGUGUGGAGUCUCCAUUGUAUCCCACAGAGGCUCGAUUGAAUCAGGAAUUUGGGGUUUAAAGGCCAGACCAACAGAUAAGGCUCUGUUGUGUUUAAUGGAUUAGAUUUCUUGUUGCAUGUUGUGACGUGUUGCUCUGCAGGGUAAUGCUGCAGCACGUUUCACUGCAUCGUGACCAGAUGAUCAGUGUUAUCCAAGUAAAGUUGCACUUUUAGUGACAGAUUCAAGUUAUUUUUUAAAAUGAACAAAUACACCAGCAGACACUGACUGACACGUUCAAGCUGUCAGGAUCAUAGAGACACUAAACGCACCGCCAACCAAAUAAAUGUCAGCUGCUGCAGUGACUGAAUUUCUCUUUGUACCAGCUGGUUUCAGAAGAUAGCAGAAAGCUGUUGGAUGUUGAAAGUGGCAGUUUGUGAAUGCAAAGCAGUUUAGUGCAGGAGCUGUAUAAUUAUGGUAGUCUUAGCCUGUACAGGUUAAACGCACAGUGGCCUUCUCAUGAUACAUAAAUUGUUCAUGUACUGUAUAUUUAUUUUUUCAUAUUUUAAGGAGAUUAUAAAGCGCUUAUUUUUUUUCCAUUGAUAUAUUUAAGUAUUUUUUCCCGUUUUUGGCUGAAGAAUUUUAAUUAAUUUGUCUGUAGAUGAGAUUAGUUUUACACACAAAACAAAGAUAUGUAGAUUUUUGGUGAUCUCUGCACUGUAGUCAUGCAUGUCUGAGGGUUGGAAUCAAGGAUUCAUCAGGACUGAUGCUUAUAAUUUCCGUUACCUGUAUCCACAUACCUGUUGAUGCAUUUUCCCCAAAUAAAAAAACCUACAUAAAUUAGUCAUGAUUAUGAAGAAAAGUUCAAACAUCAGAUUUUGUUGAUGGCAGUGUUAAGAGUUAAUCUACCUCUGCUGAGUGUUGGCUCAUGUUUAAACUAAUGCCAGCUCUUUGCUGUCCCUCCACAGUAACUAGAGAUGAUCCCAUGUGUAAACGGGGAUGACAGAGUGGUACUUGACAUAAAGCUGAGUGGAUGAUACUCCACUUAAUCUGUUCCUGGAAUCCUAUCCUAAAUGUGGAUGAUUAAGAGCUUGUUCGUCUUCCAUCGGGUGUCGUCCAGGUUCAGCUUCUGUGCCGAGGGUUCAGCGUCGCCUGGGACCAGUCAGGCUGAUGGGUGCAGGGUAAACACUCGCCCCAUACAUGGGCCAAAGCUAGCUUUGCUGGAGGGUUGUGUUUAGGUUAGAGAUGCUCCAGGGGGGAACAUGGCAUGUGCUGUGCAGCAUUAAUCAGCGGCCAGUGUAAACAUGUCAGGAGACGUUACAACAUCUCAGCUGCACUCAGCUGGGGAGGCUGAUGUCUGUGUCCGUCUGCAUCCUGACAGGUAGAACUCAGGGGAGCACGGCGGAUAUGAACCGCAGCGCUACUGUCUGUCGGCAUGGAGAGGUUAAUAGUCACAGGAAGGAGAGACUGGACCUGACAGGAUGUCAGUGUGACAGUGUGAGGGUCACCAUCUUUGGGUAUUUAACAACAAACUGGGUCAUUUGAACAUAUUUGUUUUUAUACAUGCAUUUAGCAUAGAGGAAAUCGGAUAAUUCUCACAUUUAUUAAGCUAAAACCACAGAGAUGUUCUCAUUUUACUUUUAGAAAUUACUUUAACUAAUCACUUGUUUGCUUCUGCAGGCCCACAGUUGUUUGCUUUGUCCUAUUCUUUUAGCUACUUUUUGUUAUUAUAGAUCACACAGAAAGAGGAGAAAAAGCAGAGGUUCUCUGUCCGGUGUAAAUGCAAUAGACAGUUAUGUUACAGUAGAUAUGGACUAAUUAAUAGAGUGACUCAGGGUGUGAAUAUUCAGAUUGAAGCGGUGCAGCAUCGGCCUUGGCAGGGAGGCUGAGAGCUGCAAACUGCGAUAAAAACCGUCCUCUUAAGGUUUCCAGUGAGUUUUGCGAGUGCACACGUGGAUGUGUGUUAGAGAAACAAGUAUCCAUGUACCCUUCUUAAAGUGAUUUUUUUUCUCUCUUUUUAGGCAGAAAAGGUGUGUUUAACUUUUUGAAAAGACAUUGCUUGUUCACAAUCCUUUUUAAGGAUGUAUAUUCCCCGUUAUCAGGACAAAAAUAGAGCUUUAUGAUCUCAGUACAAGUGGCUGUUUUUCUGCUUCCAUAUAGGGGAUGCUUUGCUACUGGGGGUUAUGUGUUAAGGUUGAAUUUUGAGACAUAUCCAAGUAUCUUUGAAUUGGUCCUUUUUAACGCUAGAGGGAUGAUGCUGUUUGUAGAAGAUAUAAAAGAUUUGUUUAGUCUGUAACUGGGAAAAAAAGCAGCUGCUGCAAAUGAAAACCAACAGGAGCAGAUUUAUGCAUUCAAACCGCAGUACAGCUCCCAUUUAAAAAAAAAAAAAAAAAAAAAAAAAAAGUUAUCCACAGUCGUGCUUAGAAACGGAUGUAAAGUGGGAUUUCUGUUGCCUUCUGUGAGUUGCACUAAUAUUCCUGCUGGACCUUUAUGUCACCAGUGUAGCGACCGUGUCUGUGGCAGUGUGUUUCCGUACGUUGAAACUAAACUUACCAAAGACUAAAAUCUCCCACCAUCAUCAUUUCCCUUCAGUUUCUUCCCCUUCACGUUUUUUCUGAACAAAGUGAAGAUAGAAUUUCAGCCCCAGCUGUUGUUAGCUCACAUGACAUUUAACCACUUUGAAAUUUAGUUCAUGACUAAUUAAAUGAGACUGAAAUCAGGAAAAGUUUGCUAUGCUUGCAGUUUAAUAUUUGAUCAGAUUUUGUUUUUGAAAUCACAUCAAAGUGAAUCUUAGGGAGCGACUCAGCGUAAACUAAAGGUGGAGUUUGUUGUUUAAUGCUAUUUAUUUAAAAAAUUCCAUCGUAUUCAUCCCAGUGUGGAGACAGGAUGAUGUUCAGGACAUGAUGUGAAGAGGUACUGGAUCUGAUUUUAAUUAAACUUGAAUCUCAAAUGUAUAAUCUGAAUAAUUUUUCUUUUUUUUUCAUUUUUUUGUUUCUGUAAUAAAAAGUAUCAUUUGCAAAAUAAGGUGUUAAAUAAAUUGUGGAUGAUCUUCUA
Melanotaenia boesemani (Boeseman's rainbowfish) is the source of this 6649-nucleotide messenger RNA. It is a transcript of the gene letm1, whose product is annotated as leucine zipper-EF-hand containing transmembrane protein 1. The record is from RefSeq and is a predicted model, not a curated record. The transcript is spliced from 15 exons. Gene Ontology annotation, molecular function: calcium ion binding; ribosome binding. Bases 436 to 2763 code for a protein of 775 amino acids. Gene Ontology annotation, cellular component: mitochondrial inner membrane. NCBI's taxonomy places the organism in Eukaryota, Metazoa, Chordata, Actinopteri, Atheriniformes, Melanotaeniidae. Gene Ontology annotation, biological process: intracellular monoatomic cation homeostasis.